Messenger RNA from Closterium sp. Naga37s-1, 507 nucleotides. Lineage: Eukaryota; Viridiplantae; Streptophyta; Zygnematophyceae; Desmidiales; Closteriaceae. The record is from the annotation of a GenBank genome assembly.
AUGAUGCAAGUAAUGCCCAUACUGGUGGCGGACAAGGGGGCGCUUGGAAAGGGGCCGGACGCAGAGCUGAGGGCUAUGAGAGUGCGUGCUUUCCGGUUGUACGCCACGUUCUACAAGGCCUUUCUUGGCGUGGAUGGUCACAAGAGGGCGUCGCUCGCAAACGCAAGGGAGCUCGCCUACAAGCUGGUCGACCUUCUCCCACGAGCAUACCCCGAUCAGAAGUCGGGAUGGCGGUUCCCUAAGGUGCACAUGAUCAAGCACCUGCUGGAGAAUGUGAUUCUCAGGGGCAUGCCGCACCACUACAACACGGAGCUGUGGGAGCAUACCCACAAGGGCACAGUCAAGGUGCCAGUGCGAGGCGGCAACUGGAAAGACAUCCCCCAGAGGAUAGUCGAGGAGGAGGUGCAACGGGAGAUUUGCCGCGAGGUGGCGGCUAAUGCAGGCGGUGGGUGGCAGUACACCACCGCUCUCAGAGAGGUAGGUGUCAGAAUCAACAAGAGUGAUUAA